GGAUCCAAUUUGUGUUGCCCAAAGGAAAAAAGGGCACACAGACCCAAACGGAGCUGAUUGAUGAGGUAGCGGUUGCUCCGCGUUUGGCGUCGCUCUUCGUCAAUCACUUUUCUUCUUCUUCUUCUACAGUUCCUCUCCCGCCAUUACCAGCACGACGGAGCUCCUUCUUCUUCACCGCUUCUCUCUGCAACCCUGAUAUUUGUCAUGGUCUUAGAAGCCCUAGCAGCAGCCUCCUCCACUGCUUCGCCCCCUUCCACCAGCAACUUCAAUCUUCCACCACCUCCUGAAGAUGCGUGGAGUCGUGCUUAUCAGCGACUACAUCCUCGCUGGAAAUCUCUUUCCCACUCUCACCUGUCGGCCAUUCCAAUUUCGAUAUCGAAAGUUAAUCAAGUGGAUGCGGCACGGCUAGAUAUUGAAAUGUCGGCCAUGUUGAAAGAACAGCUGGUUAAGGUCUUUGCUUUGAUGAAGCCAGGAAUGUUGUUUCAAUAUGAAGCUGAGCUUGAUGCUUUUUUGGAGUUCCUUAUUUGGCGGUUUUCAAUUUGGGUAGACAAGCCCACACCGGGAAUUUCUCUCAUGAAUUUGCGGUACCGAGACGAACGUGCAUUGGAGGUUCCAGGAAAAGUUAGAACUGGAUUGGAAGGACCUGGCCUCACAGUUGCUCAAAAGAUUUGGUAUUGCGUGGCCACUGUGGGCGGUCAAUACAUGUGGACUCGUUUACAAUCAUUUUCUGCCUUCCGUAGAUGGGGAGAUUCAGAGCAGAGGACACUGGCUAGACGAGCAUGGCUUUUGAUACAGCGCAUAGAAGGAAUAUACAAAGCUGCUGCAUUUGGCAACUUGCUCAUAUUUCUGUACACAGGAAGGUAUAGAAAUCUUGUGGAAAGGGUUCUCAGAGCCAGGCUUGUUUAUGGGAGUCCUAAUAUGAACAGGGCUGUAAGCUUUGAGUAUAUGAAUCGCCAGUUAGUGUGGAAUGAAUUCUCGGAAAUGUUGCUAUUGCUCCUUCCUCUUCUAAAUUCUUCUACUGUACGAAACUUUCUUCGUCCAUUUUCUAAGGAUAAGCCUUCAAGCUCAGCCGAGGAUGACAGUGCUUGUCCAAUUUGCUUGGCAAAUCCUACAAUUCCGUUUCUGGCUUUGCCUUGUCAACACAGAUACUGUUACUAUUGCCUUCGGACGCGAUGCAUGGCAGCUCAAUCAUUUAGAUGUUCCAGAUGUAGCGAGCCUGUGGUGGCCAUGCAGCGGCAUGUUGAAGGUACUUCUACUACAAAUCUAAAACGGUGAUUGUGCCCCCAGGCAAAGGGAGCAAAUACAAUAACAAGUACAGUUAUAUUAAUAUAAAAAGAAAAAUGCUUCAAUGUUGCAUUUAAUUUUUUUUUUUGCUUGAAGCAUCAUCACAUGCUUACAGAGAACCAACUUCCCUGGAAAGGCAUAUCUUGUAUUGUGUAGUAGGCCUAGUAGGGGGCUCAUUCUUUUUUACUUCCCGUUUUCACCCUGUAGUUCAGGUACUCGCUGAUUAGUUUGUGAUUAAAUUACCCUGCAGAAGUUGCACGAUAAAAUAAUAUGCUUCUUUCUUUACCCUGCAAAAA
Molecule: messenger RNA, 1580 nt
Organism: Cucurbita moschata (crookneck pumpkin)
Lineage: Eukaryota; Viridiplantae; Streptophyta; Magnoliopsida; Cucurbitales; Cucurbitaceae
Product: peroxisome biogenesis protein 2-like
Exons: 8
Coding region: 205-1275 (356 amino acids)
Biological process (GO): protein import into peroxisome matrix
Cellular component (GO): peroxisomal membrane
Molecular function (GO): zinc ion binding
Source: RefSeq, a predicted model, not a curated record